CCGUAUUAACCCUUUCUAAGUAUAUCCAGUCGUACUCUCAUAACUUUCUUUGUUUUUUUGCUACCGUUAACAGUUAAGAAGUAAAGCUAAGAUAGUUGCCCAGCUAGAUCGGUGAACCAAUGCAAGGAGGAUCAUCAGGCAUUGGAUAUGGCCUCAAAUACCAGGCUAGAUGCAUUUCGGAUGUGAAAGCAGACACAGAUCACACCAGCUUCAUCACUGGCACUCUCAGUCUCAAAGAAGAAAACGAGGUGCAUUUGAUUCGGGUUUCAUCAGGUGGAACCGAGCUCAUAUGCGAGGGUUUGUUCUCGCACCCGAACGAGAUCUGGGACCUCGCUUCCUGUCCCUUCGAUCAACGGAUCUUCUCCACUGUCUACUCUUCUGGUGAAUCAUAUGGAGCAGCAAUAUGGCAGAUCCCUGAGUUAUACGGCGAGUUGAAUUCUCCUCAGUUGGAAAGAAUUACCUCACUUGAUGCUCAUGUUGGAAAGAUUAAAUGCAUUCUUUGGUGGCCCUUUGGAAGGCAUGAUAAGCUGAUCAGCAUUGAUGAGGAAACCCUUUUCUUGUGGAGCUUAGAUUGUUCCAAAAAAACAGCUCAGGUACAAUCAAAAGAGUCGGUUGGCAUGUUGCACAACUUAUCUGGAGGAGCAUGGGAUCCACAUGAUGUGAAUGCUGUUGCUGCAACUUAUGAAUCAGCCAUCCAAGUUUGGGAUCUACGUACAAUGAAGAAGACAAAUUCAAUUGAACGUGGCCAUGUCCGCAAUAUUGAUUACAACCCCAAGAAAAAACAUAUACUUGUCACUGCAGAAGAUGAAUCUGGGAUAAACAUAUGGGAUCUUAGAAAACCAAAGGUUCCCAUCCAAGAACUUCCUGGACAUACACACUGGACAUGGGCUGUCAAGUGUAACCCUGAAUAUGAUCGGCUGAUCUUGAGUGCUGGUACAGACUCAAAUGUCAACUUGUGGGUGACUUCUCCAUCUUGCAGUGAUGAUUUUACAUCUGAAAGCCUGGUUGAUUCACCUACUCGGCGGUUGAAUCCAUUACUUAAUUCAUAUAGUGACUACGAAGACAGUGUUUAUGGCCUUGCUUGGAGCGUUCGUGAGCCUUGGAUCUUUGCGUCAUUAUCCUAUGAUGGGAGGGUAGUUGUAGAAACAGUCAAGCCUUUUCUCUCAAGAAAGUAAAGCUCGACAUGAAUUGCGCAUUGCUAAAACUGGUCUACUUGGUGAUGGUUCUCGCUGAUAUUAUUGUGCAUUCAUUGGUCGGGUUCAGACAGACACCAGAGGGGACCAGAAGCUAAAAUUGAACUUGGGUGUGUUAGCGCUGAGUAACAGGUGAUGGCGUAAAUAGCUUUGUCCAGUAAGCAACACAUUGUGAAGACAACUCCAUUACAUACAUUCUUUUCAUAUGAAUCUAGGUAGAUUUAUUAUCACGAUAUCCGCUCAUGGAAUUCCAGGGUUAAUUUUAUAUUCCUUUUUUGUAAUUUUCUUUCGUUCGUAAGCUCAACCAUUGUUUGGUAAUCAUUUUACAUGUAUGUUUGAGAUGAACUGUUCUAUUUGACAUCUUUCACCUUAUCAAAAGCAUACGAAUAAAACUGGCUGUAAUGCAUUGAAA
This is a messenger RNA of Quercus robur (English oak), 1605 nucleotides long. Its product is annotated as WD repeat-containing protein DWA2. The coding region runs from base 120 to 1175 and encodes 351 amino acids. Gene Ontology annotation, biological process: protein ubiquitination. The record is from RefSeq and is a predicted model, not a curated record. Gene Ontology annotation, molecular function: protein binding. Lineage: Eukaryota; Viridiplantae; Streptophyta; Magnoliopsida; Fagales; Fagaceae. The transcript has 13 exons.